GCCCGGAAAUAUUUACAGGGUUUUUUUUGUGAAUUAUUGCUGAUUUGGGUGAGUACAUCUUGGGUCGAUUUCUUGCCUUUUUUAUUCUUUACCACCUUUAGAUCUGGUUUUCUGUCGUCCAUCGUCAAAAACAGCACCAGAGUUCAAGUUCGUCAAAUCGGUUCCGGCAAACUGACCCAGAUGCAGAGCGACGAGGGUAGCCGCCGAGGGUCUGCCAACCCAAACCCCAUCGCUCAGGGAAGAGGGGAAGAUUUGAGCGAGGAGAGCACGGCCGCGUCCUCUCAUCGGCGGGCCGCUGCUGCGCCCCGACUUGCCGUCCCUCCUCUCCCUGGGCCGCCUCCUCGCGAUCCGCCCCCGACUCGGCCUGCUGAGUCUUCACUGCUGCUCCCGGAACAGCGCCAGUACAUUGUCGAUUGGCUGCACCAGACUGCGCUCCCGGAGGACUGGUAAGUAUCGACACCGGCGCAUUUUGUUUGCGGGGAUGCGUUGGAGCGUUGGACUACUUCUCCUCUCUCUCUCUCUCUCUCUCUCUCUCUCUCUCU
Molecule: messenger RNA, 542 nt
Organism: Thermothelomyces thermophilus ATCC 42464
Lineage: Eukaryota; Fungi; Ascomycota; Sordariomycetes; Sordariales; Chaetomiaceae
Exons: 1
Coding region: 181-450 (89 amino acids)
Source: RefSeq, a predicted model, not a curated record